GCGCACUCAGGCAGUUGUAAACAGAGAUGGCGCUGCACGGAGGAGCCCUGCGUCUGAACCUGCUAAUCAGAAGUCGCUUUUUGUACAAAUCCAACUCAUUUAUUGGUGUCCGGUCGUUGUCCGAAAAGGUGUCAUCCAAACCCGACUCAUCCAGUGCCCCAGAGACAGCGCCUGACCAUUUAAUCUACACACAAGAGCACUUUGCAUUAAAGGACUCCCUCAGAAAGAUCAUCGAUCAGGAAAUCAACCCCCAUGUGGAUCAGUGGGAAGCAGAAGGGAAGUUUCCUGCCCAUAAAGUUUUCAAGAUCCUAGGAAAUGCCGGUUUUCUUGGAGUCAAUAAACCAGUCGAGUAUGGAGGCCUAGGUUUGGACUUCAGCUACAGCGUCGCCGUGUCAGAGGAGUUGGGAAACAUCCGUUGUGGAGGUGUCCCCAUGGCGAUCGGUGUCCAGACUGACAUGGCUACACCUGCAUUGGCCAGGUUUGGCUCAUCUGAGCUAAAGGAAGAGUUCCUCCUGCCCUCCAUCAUGGGAGACAAAGUGGCAUGCCUUGGUGUGAGUGAAGUCGGAGCCGGCUCUGAUGUCUCAAGUAUUGUGACCAAGGCUGUCAAGAAAGGCGACGAAUAUGUGAUCAACGGGGGAAAGAUGUGGACCACCAAUGGUACCCAGGCUGACUGGAUGUGUCUCCUAGCCAACACCAGUGAUGGACCUCCACACAGGAACAAAUCUCUCAUCUGUAUGCCCAUGAACCUGCCCGGAAUACACAUUGCCCGCACAAUUGAUAAACUGGGUAUGUGGUCAUCAGACACAGCCCAAGUGUACUUCGAUGACGUCCGCGUUCCCUGCAAGAACAUCAUCGGCCAGGAAGGCAUGGGCUUCACCUAUCAGAUGCUUCAGUUCCAGGAAGAGAGGCUCUGGGCUGUGGCCAAUAUUGUAACUACAAUGGACAUCAUCAUCCAGGAGACUAUCCAGUACACACGGCAGAGGAAGAUCUUCAAGCAGCCAGUUCUCUACCACCAGACGGUUCACUUCAGGUUGGCAGAGCUGCAGACGGAAGUCGAGCUGCUGCGCUCCCUCCUCCACCGUUCCACAGCAUUGUUCAUAAAAGGCAAUGAUGUGACCAAGCUGGCAUCCAUGGCCAAACUGAAGGCAGGCCGCCUGGCAAGAGAGCUGAGUGACAGCUGUCUGCAGUUUUGGGGCGGAAUGGGCUUCACCAGUGACGUGCUGGUCAGCAGAUUUUAUAGAGAUUCCAGGUUAUUGUCAAUUGGUGGUGGAGCUGAUGAGGUCAUGCUGGGAAUCAUUUCCAAGUACAUGGACACACUCCCCAAGAAUUGAUGUCAUCAACGCUGCUGAUAAUGUGAUAUUUAUUCACAAAACAGCUUCCAUACACAGAUCACCUGAAGUGCAGUUCUGAAAUGUUUUAACAGUUUAAUACGUAUAGGAAAUAAUAUUUUGCGUUUUGCCUUUGAUUGUUUGAACUCUUAUAUUCAUGGCCAGACUAAUACUCUGAAAACAAAAUUUCUUUAUCAUCUUAAAAAUGUGAAUAGCUGAAGACAAAUUGUAUGUAAUGUAAAUUGUAACAAGUUAAUUCAAACAAUGUUUGUCCAUUGAAAUCUAAACCUAUUUUUCAGCUGAGGACAGUAAAUAAUGUACUAAAUUAAAGUUGUCAUGCAAAGGUUCUGA
Messenger RNA from Notolabrus celidotus (New Zealand spotty), 1679 nucleotides. RefSeq lists its product as uncharacterized. The coding region runs from base 27 to 1331 and encodes 434 amino acids. The record is from RefSeq and is a predicted model, not a curated record. Gene Ontology annotation, biological process: fatty acid beta-oxidation using acyl-CoA dehydrogenase. Gene Ontology annotation, molecular function: acyl-CoA dehydrogenase activity; flavin adenine dinucleotide binding. The transcript is spliced from 9 exons. NCBI's taxonomy places the organism in Eukaryota, Metazoa, Chordata, Actinopteri, Labriformes, Labridae.